Messenger RNA from Racocetra persica, 284 nucleotides. The record is from the annotation of a GenBank genome assembly. Lineage: Eukaryota; Fungi; Glomeromycota; Glomeromycetes; Diversisporales; Gigasporaceae.
AAACCCUCAUAUAAAGAUGAUUUUUAUGCAGACGGAGGAAAGCUUUUUUGUUGGUUUUGUCAAACCACUGUGAAUCAUGAUCAAAAAUCAGUUAUUGAUAAACAUUUGAUAUCUUCUAACUAUCAAUCAAAAAAAACCUUUGCACUUAAUGUUCAGAAUCCUCAAAAAACUCCUGUUCAACGUGCAAUUAUCACUUUUCAUAAGCCUUAUGAUAAGAAAGAACAAUUUGUUCUUGAUUUUAUUAAAAUAUUAGCCGAGGCUGAUAUAUCUUUUGAAAAAAUUUA